Mizuhopecten yessoensis (Yesso scallop) is the source of this 6754-nucleotide messenger RNA. Its product is annotated as mucin-2-like. The record is from RefSeq and is a predicted model, not a curated record. Bases 518 to 6754 code for a protein of 2078 amino acids. NCBI's taxonomy places the organism in Eukaryota, Metazoa, Mollusca, Bivalvia, Pectinida, Pectinidae. The transcript has 21 exons.
AGAAAGACAAAUGAAAAGUAACAAAUAUAUACCCAAAUAGCGACGCGAUAUACCCAGGUGAGUGAAUAGACACAAUGUCUGUCAAGGAACUGCAGCUAUUCAAGCGUUUGUUGAACCCAACUAUAGACGCAGCUUUUGUUGUACCAACCCGGUAGUAAAAUUCACAGAUCACAUAUAAUUACUUUACUUCGAGUGGAACACCCAACAUGGAAACAUGCAUGUUUGUGUCAACGCAUUAUUCAAUGUGCACUCCGAAAUAUUGAUGUGAUUAAGUCAAUAUAUGAACUAUUAUUGGUGUCUGGGAUUUAACUACAACAAUAAUUUGGAUAUUUUCGAAAUUGGAGUGUGAUAAUACCGAUUGUUCCAUGUGAAUAUAUCUAGAUAGGUCGGGGAUUUAAACCAUUUUUAACAAAAAUCAAAUAUAGUGACGAUUUAUACAUUGUGUUGACAGAUAAAGUGCUGAAUUGUUAUAUCUUCCAAAAUCCUUUACUCCACAAUUAAAUUAUCAAAUUUAAUCAUGUCCCGUUUUGACCCUAGAGAUCUGAGAGAUACAUUUUACUUCCGGAAUAAAGACAAGGACAAGCAGAAUUUAGCCAAAUCAGGAAAAUUUGAAAACGACGACUGGUCAGAGACAUCGAAUGAUGAUAACGAACGUGCACGUCAAUCUCGCAGAUUUGGGGACAAGAAUGACGAUGAAGACUUUGGUUUCGAGUGGAUGAAAAAUGAAAACUUAGGACGAACGAAAGUAUACGAUGAUAACCGAAAGUCGAAAACCGGAGACAAACUUCGGGAAUCACGCAAAAAAUAUACCGGAUCAGAGACGGAAAAUCCAUACGGUGUUUACAAUCCAUAUAGUCGAACCAUUAGAGCAACACUUGAAAAUGGAAAUGGUGACUAUGGACACACACGUGAUAACCCAAAGACAAAACAAGGACUUUCACCGAUUGCCGAGUCGGGGAUAUACGACGGUACCGAUGGUAGAUUCACACUAGACGAUAUCGCCGCGAGUCGUCAGGGCGGAUACUCCAAGUCUUUCGGCGUCAGUAUGGAUUACGGUCAAAGCAAAGUGGAUGAUCAGAACAACAAAUAUGGUACCUUCAACUCAUUGAGAAGCGACGAUAGUAUUAGUCUACCACCCGAUAACUGGAGGAGUAAAGUCCUGUCGCAUGAUACCAAAGAGUUCUUCGCAAACCAGUGGAAAAGGGUCCCAAUACGAUCAAGUUUUGGACAUGGGACCAGCGCCUUUGGUUACAAGCACUCGGACAACUACGAACCAAGAGCGAAGAAAGACACCGAGCAUCGUAAACCUUUCAAUGUUCACAGAUUACCACUGAUUCUCCUCAUCCUCAGUCUUCUAGCUUGUGUGGGCGUGGCCAUAACGGUUGUCUUUGUGGUUCUAAAGCAAGAUCCAGCACAAGAAGCAAAACCUAUCGGAGGUGAGGCCACGGUACAGUUGACGUUAAACGGCACACUGACACCUGAACUGGAGAACGCCAGUUCACCUAACAGAACAGCAUUUGAAGAUGAUUUCUGCAAAGAGAUGGUUGAUAUAUACGAAAGCAACAACAGUUCAGUUAAGGAUAUGAAACCUGUCUGUGAAGUUAAGGAACUCAGAAAUGGGAGUAUAAUCGUGGUGUUUGUGAUAACGGUGACUGGAGACGUGACAGACAUAACUAACGAUACGUUUAAGGUGAUCAUUACCGCAUAUCUGGAUACCGGCACUGGAUUUGCAACGAGUGGCACCCUAACAAUUGAUGUAGACAGCAUCAAAGUGUUGGACUAUAGACAAGUUACAGCCACAUCAACGACAACCCCACCAACCACAACGACCACGCCCGCCACAACAACCACUCCGAUCACAACGACUGAUCCCACCACAACGACAAUAACAACCUCGCCCGAUACAACAACCACGCCCAACACAACAACCACGCCUACCACAACACCAACCAUCACAACUUCCCUACCAACAACAACGACCGAGCUAACUAUUACUACUUCGCCAGACACGACCCCGCCUAAUUCAACGGCCGUUCCGACCACAACAACCAAUCCCGCAACGUCGACAACGCCCAUCACAACUACAACGCAACCCACAACAAGCAUUCAAACCACAGCAACCGAGCAAACAACAGCAACUACCUUGCCAACCACUGAAGUCACAUCGACCGAGCCAACAAUAACUACUACGCCAGACACAAUGACGACGUCCACUACAACGCCAUCUACCACAACUUCCCAGCCAACCACGACCACCGAGCCGACAACAACUACAAUGCCUGCCUCAACUAUAGCGCAAACCACGACAACAGAGCAAGCAAAAGCUUCUACGCCAAACAUUCCCACCACAAUGACCAUUCCCGUCACAACGACUAAGCCCUCCAUAACGAUCAUGUCUAACACAACAACCAUACCUACCACAACGACCACACCCACCACAAAGACAACACAGACCACAACAACCACACCCACCACAACGACAACCACGACAACACUAUCUACAACGACAACGGCAACCACAUCCACACCAACCACAACUACCACCCCCACCAUAUUCACCACGCCAACCACGACGACCAUUCCGACAACGACAACCACGCACUCAACAACGACCAAUCCCACAACAGCAACGACAUCAACCAUAACCUCCACUCCCACCACAAUGACCACGCCCUUCACAACGACCAAUCCCACAACGGCGACAACGCCCUCCACGACGACCACCCCCACAACGACAACCACGCCCUCCACAACGACCACUCCCACAACGACAACCACGCCCUCCACAACGACCACUCCCACAACGACAACAAUGACCUCCACAUCGACCACUCCUACAACGACAACCACGCCCUCCACAACGACCACUCCCACAACGACAACCACGCCCUCCACAUCGACCACUUCCAUAACGACACCUACAUCAAACAUAACGACCACUUCCACAACAACGUCCACGCCCUCGACAACGACCAAUCCCACAACGACAAUCACACCCUCCACAACAACCCCACUCACCUCAACUACCACUACAAAAGACAACGAAACCACAACUACACCUUCCAUAACUACUGCGGCAACGAAUAUGUCGUCGGCUGGGGCAAUUGCAGGUGAAGCAAAGCUCCAGAUCACUUUGAAUGAAACAUUUACUGCCGGACUGCACCAAAAUGAUUCAGAUGAAUUUAAGGCCCUAGCGAAAGAUGUCUGUACAUCGAUGGAAAACAUAUACAAAAGCAACCAAAGUGAAGUCCGAGAUAUGUCCCCUGCAUGCAGAGUGGAAAGUUUCAGGUCAGGAAGCAUCAUCGUCAUAUUUGUGAUAACAGUGACUGGCGACGUGACGGGGAUAACAGAAGCAACGUUUACACAAACUCUGUUCGUAGUGCUGGGCACACCAACUGGCGUCGUUAAUGAAGGUGGCCUUGCCUUUAUAGUUGACACUGUCAUUGUAGUGACUUACACACCAAUUGUGACAACUACACCAAUAACAACAACAGGAACAACUUUAUCAAUAACUACCCCUCCAGGACCAACUACGACAUCAACGUUAAAGACAACCACCACUCCAACCACAACUACAACUCCAACCACAACUACAACUCCAACCACAAAUCCAACUCCAACCACAACCACCACUCCAACCACAACUACCACUUCAACCACAACUACCACUCCAACCACAACCACCACUCCAACCACAACUACCACUCCAACCACAAUUACUACUCAAACCACAUCCACCACCACAACCAUAACUACCACCACAACCACAACUACCACUCCAACAACAACCCCUCCAUCCACAACCACUGCUCCAACCACAACCACCACUCCAACCACAACUAUCACUCCAUCCACAACCACCACUCCAAUCACAACGACUCUAAUAACGUCUACUACUUCCAGCACAAGUACUACGUUCAUUCCUCCAGUGAUUAUGAUAAAAGACGUUACAGCUGUAAUAUACCAACACUUAGAAAUGGCUUGUACAGUCAAUAAUCUACCAGACGACUGGACCUCAUUGGUUGUUUCAUCGGACGUUCGUGGUCCGAUCGCCACGUUUCCUGUUACAGGAAAUGUAGAGGCGCAUAUACCGAGUAAUUUUGGGGCUUCCGCAUCAAAUUCUACCAACAGUGCCUCUCUCAAUGUAACCAUGGACAACCAAGUAUCUCACUGCAGUGACAAGGGUGUAUUUACCUGUACUCUAUUGACAGGACACGGAAACUACACAGACACAGCCGUUCUUGUCGUUACGGCAAAUCCUACGAGUACAAUUGCUGCCCCGACUCCAUACAGCGAAGGAGCUGAGAGUACUAUCACGUGUAUUGGCGAACUACCAGUCGGAACAGGAAGUCUAUCUUUGUACACCAAGGCACCCGGAGGGUCAAAGUUCACAGAAUACGAUGUCGUCACUCCGACUGUAACUGACGGGGCUGUGACGUCAAACUGUACAGUAACACGAACUGUGCAAUACACGUUUACUCCGAGUUUACAGUUUAAUGGAACCGAGGCUAAAUGUGUGGCGAACAACUCAGCACUGUCGGGGUCACCUGUUAGCUCUUCUACGGCAUUGAUUAUCGUGCAUCAAGCUGAUAUUGCAUUUAACGCCUAUAAUAGGAGGGAGGAAGUUGGGAGCUCCGGUAUUGUUAUUGGAUGCAAUGUCCGGAACGCGCCCGGCUGGACAAACAUGAUGGUAACGAGGAUAACUACAGGGUCCACAGCGAUAACAUCUGUCUUUAGCCUGGUCAAAGGCAACACUUCUAACAAACCUCUGUCUCCUCGGGCAUCUUAUGCCAUCACAGAAGAUGAUUCGUCGGUGUCUGUUACCAUAACACUUUCAACUUUGAGCUGUCAGGAUCGUGGGGUAUACACGUGUACAGCUACUGGACAAACAAGUCCUCUCACCACCAACAUGACGUUUGAAAUAUUCAGAAACCCCGGCACUCCAAAACUGACGUUAAAUCCGGAUCAGAUUCAAGAUCUAAUGUUCCAUAGGGGUGGCUUUGAACACCAGUGUCUGGCAGAAGUUGGUUUUCCUCCAGGGAAUUUGACAGUUGUUUACAAGAUGAAAGGACAAUCGACGUUCGAACCAUUCAUGAGCGACAGAAUUAUUCAAUAUCUGACAAACACUUCUAUGACUAGUUGUGGAACAACUAAAUAUUUCAAGUUUGGUCUCAACUUCACGUCGGCAGACGACAGUGGAGAGGUGAAGUGCGUUGCUACCAACCAGGAAUUAGGCGUUACCACCGAAUCGGACGUUGGAACGCUAGAACUUAUCCCUCGACAACACUGUAACACAACCAGCGCCCCGAAGUUUUUACACCACCCAACAAACUGUAAUAAGUAUGUAGAGUGUAUAAACAAGUAUCCAUAUGGCUCACAGUGUAUCAAUCCAAACGAUUGUGCCGACAUCGGACCAUCGCUUGUAAUAUGUGGUGUGUGUGAUGGAGUUAUUUGCCCAUGGAACAUUACAACUACAACACACGGACCAACGACAACAACGACACCACCUCCGACAUCCCAGUUUAUCGACUGUACCGAUGAGACGGCAUUCAUAGGGAAAUCUGCGACUCUUACCUGCAACAUGACAGUAGCGUUUGACUACAUCAACGUUACCAAGGCGACAAGGAACCUAGCAGAUGUGACUUCCUUUGGGAAUGUGAUUAACAGAAACUUGCAUACGGGGGAGCAUGUCGUUUUUAGUCAAUCGUCCCUCCAAAUUACAUACGAAAGUGUAGAAUGUGAUGAUGGCGGACUUUUUACUUUAUUCAUUCAGAAAACUGGAGGAAGCACCGAAUCACAGGCAGUAACACUUAACAUAUGGGCUAAGCCAAAAUCGGUAUCCAUGACACUACAUGCAGAUUUUGUGAUAAAUACUGAUCGAGCUGGAGCUGAACACGUGUGUGAAGGAUUCGUAGGAUAUCCCGGAGGUCAACUGGAGGUCACAAUGACUAAGCAAGGAGAUCCCAAUGUUUAUUCCGUACCAUUAGCAGACUAUGAUGGAUCCAGACCGGGUGGAAAUACUAUGACCACUGAAAAAUGUAACAACAAGGCUAGGCUAGAAUUUGGACUUAAACUAGGAACUGAAUGGCGAAACGGUACCAUUACAUGCAGGGCCAAUAAUAGUGGUGUUCUUGAGGAUGGUGAUGUAGAACAAAAUGAUACCGCUAUCUUAUAUCUGAUACCUGCUGAUUUUUGCAUUGGUGAAACUGCAAAUACGUUUAAAGCAAACCCAUAUAGCUGUAACAAGUAUGUUCAGUGUUCCAAUAACCUAUCCUUUGGCGGUGGUUGUGGAGAGCAGUGCUAUACUGGUCUGUCUGUGGCCCCCCUAUGUGGUGACUGUCAGACUUAUCCUUGUACUAUCAUACCAACAACAACUACCACUACCACACAAGCUACAACAACGCCACCACCAGAUGUAUUCGCAACAUGCAGUGGUGCAAAUGGUUUGAUUGGCUCAUCGGCAACUGUAACGUGUAGUGUAAACAAAGACACGUACAGUUCUAUCAAUGUGACCUUCACCCCGAGCAAAACCCAGACGUCAAGCCAAGUUGUCGAUAUUCACCCUACCAACGGUGUGGUCAACGACAACAGCGGUGCAAACAGGGCUGUGACAGUCUUCAAUGCUGGGAAAAACAUCACCAUUGCUUUAACAUCGUUGACCUGUAGUGAUGAGGGUGUUUUUCAUUUUAAUGUGUUUGCGAUAUCCGGGGACUCAUCUACAACUGCGUCAGUCAGCGUUAGAGUGCAGUUGUAA